CCCUAAGCCGUCGCCUUGAGAACUUCACCACAUCCACCUCUUCCCGACAUAAGCCGGCCUCGCUCGCGCCUGUUGUAGCAAUGUCAAAACAAUUCCUUACAGCCCAUGUCGCAGAGGACGCCCAUGAGUUCGACAUCUUCGGCGCGAUUUCCAAUGUCAAGUUAUGGCCGACUGGUACGCAGGAGCAUUCCCUAGUACACCCAGUUCGCCGGUGCACAUCCAUUGGGAGCCAUCAUGUCGCACAAACUGCUGGAUUCGGCGGAGAGAUCAUUCUGUGGGACCUCGAGAAUCUAGAAAAGUUGCACCAGAUCAAGGGCCAGAAGGGAACUGAAGGAACAUGGGCUGUGGCGCUGUCGCCCACGGGUGACCGGCUGGCAGCGACGACCUGUGACGGAAAGAUCAAUGUCUGGGAUAACACCAAACGCAAGAAAACCUUGAUCACUUCUCCAGAUGGACACCUUAUCGCGUCGGGACACGAGAAUGGUGGUGUUUACAUCUUCAAUAACCUCACAUCCAAGAUUCAUCACUCCCUCCAUGGUCUGGUCAAGCCGGUUAGAUGCGUCAAAUUCUCUCCCGGCGGAAAGCUCUCGCCGCAUGCGGCGAUUCACCACCAGCAGGUUGCAAAUCUCGCAGGUCACUCAAGCUGGGUGUUUUCCGUUGCCUGGAACUCUAUUGGCGACCAUCUGAUUAGCGGCUCCUUUGACGGAAAAGUGAAGGUCUGGUCGGUGGACACUGGCUCGUGUGUGGCCACCCAGAACGAAGCUACAGCCGCUAUACAUACGGUGCAAAGCAUCCCAAGGGGAGCGGGUAUCGGAGAAGGAUUCGUGGCUGCUGGUGCGAACAAGAGCAUAUACUACUACCGUGAGUCGGCCGGGGAAUAGAUGCGAGUGGUUUGAGUAUAGAAAGCCUUUGUAAUUGAUCUGCGGCGUGCGUAGCGCCGCAGCUGCCAGCCAGCAUCACUUCUAUUUUUACGUGAGAG
Messenger RNA from Tricharina praecox, 979 nucleotides. RefSeq names its product WD40 repeat protein. Lineage: Eukaryota; Fungi; Ascomycota; Pezizomycetes; Pezizales; Pyronemataceae. The record is from RefSeq and is a predicted model, not a curated record. Gene Ontology annotation, cellular component: Cdc73/Paf1 complex. The transcript has 10 exons. Gene Ontology annotation, molecular function: protein binding. The coding region runs from base 81 to 881 and encodes 266 amino acids.